Fusarium subglutinans is the source of this 903-nucleotide messenger RNA. RefSeq names its product oxidoreductase short chain dehydrogenase reductase family. Gene Ontology annotation, cellular component: cytosol. The record is from RefSeq and is a predicted model, not a curated record. Lineage: Eukaryota; Fungi; Ascomycota; Sordariomycetes; Hypocreales; Nectriaceae. Gene Ontology annotation, molecular function: oxidoreductase activity. The transcript has a single exon. Bases 1 to 903 code for a protein of 300 amino acids.
AUGUCGGCUCAGGAUUCUUCUCUCCGUGAGACCAAUUGGCCCACUCUGGCCGGCUACGUCUCUACCCAUAACGACACUUAUCCCUUCAUUGAUCCGUGCAAAUCCAACUUGGGGGGCAAGUCAGUCUUAAUCACUGGCGCCUCUAAAGGAAUCGGAAAUGCAACCGCGAUUCGCUUCGCCAUGGCAGGCUGUUCGAAAAUCAUCCUCGCUGCCCGUUCUGAGAUGGCCGAGGUUGAAGCGGCUGUCAAAGAUGCCGCGAGGAAGGCAAAUCGGCCCCAACCAGUUGUUCAUUCCAUCAAGCUGGACAUCACGUCAGAGGAGUCGGUGAAAGCAGCAGCUGAGGCUGCCAAUGAGAUACUGGACGGCAGCCUAGACAUUUUGAUCAAUAAUGCCGGCUGUCUUGAGGAGUGGAAGCCCGUCGUCGAGUCUGACCCAUCGGAGUGGUGGUGGACCUGGGAGGUCACCAUGAAAGGCACUUAUCUCUCAGCUCGUUACUUCAUCCCACUGCUCCUCAAGUCAUCAAUCAAAACCAUCAUCAAUAUCAGCAGUGUCGGCGCUCAAAUCAUCGUUCCCGGAGCGUCAGCGUACCAGACGAGCAAGUUCGCCCUCUGUCGUUUUACCGAGUUCAUCGACAAGGAGUAUUACGAACAGGGAUUAGUGGCCAUAGCGAUUCAUCCCGGGGGCAUCAAGACUGAGCUAGCUUUGAACAUGCCCCCAGCGAUGCAUUCUCACUUGAACGAUACGGUGGAGUUGGCUGCUGAUACAAUGGUCUGGCUAUCUCGUGAGAAGAGGGAGUGGCUGUCGGGAAGAUUCAUUACGGUCAAUUGGGACAUGGAGGAACUAGAGAACAAGAAGAAGGAGAUUCUUGAAGGAAAUCUACUCAAGUUCCGUAUGACGAUCUGA